Messenger RNA from Electrophorus electricus (electric eel), 4645 nucleotides. RefSeq lists its product as uncharacterized. The record is from RefSeq and is a predicted model, not a curated record. Gene Ontology annotation, cellular component: endosome. NCBI's taxonomy places the organism in Eukaryota, Metazoa, Chordata, Actinopteri, Gymnotiformes, Gymnotidae. Gene Ontology annotation, molecular function: phosphatidylinositol binding.
AUACAAGGAUCACAUAACACCCCUCCCCCCGCUCCACAGUACUCUAAGCAUUUACAUUUACAUUUAUGUUUACAACAUUUGGCAGAUGCUCUUAUCCAGAGCAACUUACUAAAGUACUUCUGUGAGUUUCUAUGAGAAAUUCUGUCAUUCUCACAGACUGUAUCAAGGCCAGUACAGUAGUUCAGAGUUUAAGAUACCAUUGAACUAGAAUGCUGUUGAAAUACAGGGAUCAAUGCUGAUAUAAAACACAUAUAAGCACGUUUAGAUGGCUGCUCAUUUGACUAGCCUGUCAACUACUUUGCAUGCAGGAAGGCUAACUAAAGAUCUAGUUGUGGGACAAGGAAUCUUGCUCUUUUUUUCUCAUCAUGAGGGCCAAUCAGAAAGAAGUCAGUAAACCAGGCCAUCAAGAAGCUGAAAAAUCUAAAUCAAUCUAAUUAUAUAAAGUAUGUUCAUAGUUAAAACAAUAAAUAUGGCAGAAUAAACUGCACUGGUGAGCUUUGACUCUAAAUGAGGCAAGGAUGGGGUAGGAGUUCCCUUCGUAAGGCAGGAUGACCACUCCCCAGCUGCCCCAUAGGCCACAUUGGAGAUUGAUGCUCCGCCUUCCAGUGCCACUUCAGACAGUAACUACCCAGCUCUUCACACUCAGUGAGUUUCCUUUGAUGGGCCUCUUCCUCCAACGAGUCUAACAGGACUGACUGCAUGGUGUUCUCUGAAACAAGGCUAAUCUCUGGCAGAAUUUCAGAUGCUCUUUGAGACUCACCCAUAGUUUCCAGUUACCUUUUUUCCUUAGAUAAAUGGGUUUGACUAAGGCCUGCCUCUUGUUGUAGUUCCUCACUAAUCCAUAGAUAGCUUUGGCACUUGCACAGCGAAUCUUACUCUUCCCAGAUGUGUAGGUUCAAUUAGCAUGGCAUGAUGUCACAGACUCUCCGAAUUAAGAAUCAACUUGCUCGUUUCUUCAUAGGUCUGACCAGGAGACUUUCAUUUGAUUAACUCCGCCCAAAUUAAAAAGGCUCAAUUGCUGCUAUAUGGACAAGGUUUUUCUGACCCCUUUCCUCUUCAGCUGAACUCCUUACCUCCUGCUGGGCCUGCUUUCCUUUCCCUUGCAGGGCCGUCGUUUUAGGCCUCCUAUUCCCAACAUUAAUAGGACAAAUAUAUGUAUCAGUAUAAAACAUAAAUGCACUCGUGCAUGGGACGAGCCUACACCUUUAUUUUCACACCGGAUAUAAAUGAGACGUAUCUUGUUACAUAUGAAUGACAGGAGAGAAUAUGUGCAAAAGACUCCACGGUUUGCCCCAGCAGCUGAAUUCCACUGGUGUGUCUGAUCAGUAUAAGGUGCCACACAAACUGAUGCAAACUUUGCAGUCGCUCAUAAGAGUGUUGAACAGUACUGAGCACAACAGUGUCUUUCUAUGCUGAGUCUUUGAGCCGACAUAGAGUUUGAAGGUGCUCAGCCUUUCUUUGUGCAGGAAAAGCUCUGGUAAAAGGUAAUUGAAGAGUAUUUUCAAUCAUUAAAAAAAACAGAUCAAGAAAGGUCGAACAAAUCAAGAAAUUUAUCAAGGAUACACAAAUGUAUGUGCCACACACUACCAUAAUAAGAAGAACCAGUAUGACCUGAGAAAGUUUACCUGAUAAUGUAAACUACUGGCAGGCCUCAAGAACAGAAAGGCUAGGUUAUAAUUUACUUAAAUGUAGAUAAUAAAAGACCUAUGUAGCUCUUGGACAAAGUCUAAUGGACAGAUGAGAUAAAGAUUAACCUGCGCUAGAGGGCCAGAAUGAGUAAGAGUGGUUGUCUAGACACUAGGUGUUUACUGGCUGUAGCAGUAGAGUGUAUGUGGUAGUGUAUAGAAGCAUCUUAACUCCUUGGAUGUGUCUAAAGUAUUAGGCAAUGCCAGACCUUGCAGAGGGGCACUGACCUGAAUCAUACUGCUGAAACAUGUUCCUUAAAAAGGAAGUUAACUGUCAGUCAGUCCGCUGAUCUUAAUUGCAGUGAGACAUUUGUCUUACUGAAGAUGAAACUAAAAUAAGCAGAAAUUGAAACUGUCCUCAUUACAGAGUUUUCAGAGCAUCCUGUAUGGUGACGACUGGGCACGCAUUUCAGUUGGUCAUCAACUGGAAAAGAGUUUGCAGCCAGGACAUAAACAUUAGAGUUUUGACUCUUGAGUUGUUUUUUCUGUUGUAUUUAAUGUAAAGUUAUUUGUAUUAUAUAUUCUAUUUUAUUUUUACAAAAUGUUUUUAAAAUGUCCGGUGUGUUAAGAGUUCAGAGGAUGAACAUAUCCCAUAACUACAUUGCCUACAUAUUGUACAGUGUCUGGUGAUUUAAAGGAGACAUUGAGUUCCCAUUUCUUAAUUCCGCAGCUGCUCGUGUUCAUGGUUACUUUCAAACCUUUUGGACUCCAAGAAAGGAAAUACUGCAAAUAUAACAGCCACAUUUAUGCAAAAAGCAAUUAAAUUGGUACAGGCACUUGUGACACUGCUGUCUGACCCAUACAACUUGAACUGCCUGGUGGUUUCUCAGCUGGGUGGAGUGGUGCCGGAGUGCUCAGAGAAAGAAGUGCAACAGUCAGAUGCAGAGGGCCCUCUUCUCUCUCUGGAGCACGCAAAACAGGAAGGGGUGAACGAUCAGCCAGCGGAGUGUUCAGCUGACAAAAGCAAAGCGAAAAAGAAAGUAAGGAAACUGAAAGAAAGGUUUUCUAAUUUUUGGGGGAAUCUAAAACCAAAGAAAAGCAAUAAUGGUCAAAUGGAAGGGGAGGAGGAGAUUCCGGGGGAUUUGCCACCACGGAAGUGUGCUAUGCUGGAGGACAUCGCGACUAACAGUGACGGUGCACCUAGGAGUGAGAGCUCCAUCUGUGCCAGCGAGGAGUGUGAUGUGGAGUCUGACGGGAGUACUCCCCCGGAGGAGAUGAUGGAGUUUAAACUGUCCUAUGAGAUGUGGCGGGCAGGGAAGUGGACUGUCAGGGUCACUAAUGUUCAGGUGGAAGAUGAAGAGUUGUGUUUCACAGUUCACCUGAAAGAGUGCGACAGCCCUGAGAAUCUCCACUGGGAUGUGAAAAAGACCCAGGCAGACAUAGUUGAAUUUUAUACUCACUGCAAGGACACUUCUCAUCUGCCCUCCAUAUCGACAAUACUGGACAAUACCCAAACAGUGCUUAAUGAGGACUUCAAAGAUGAAGUAAAGACAACUUUGGAGAAAUUUUUGCAAGAGCUGGUGGCGGAUACGGAGCUUGGUGACACUCAGCUCGUGUUCAAGUUCUUGUGCCCACUUCACCAACUGCUGAACGAAGAAGAGCGUGGUGGAGGCGUGUGGAGUCUCUUGGGCAGUCUCGCGUCCUUCCUUACUGUUGGUCAAGAGGAUGAUGAGCUUAAUAACCUGAAAGCAGAAGAGAAGCCAGAUAAAAACCUGAAAAGGAAUUGUUUGUCUGAGGCCACACCUCACUGUGAUGUCACUCGGCCUGGGUACACAGAGACUGUGGAAAGACACAGCAAGGAACCUGUGAUCACGGACUGUGAUCACAGGUCUUCAUCUGAUGAUACCUACACCUGUGCAAGUGAAAAACAAGCCACAGAUUGUAGCGGUUCCCUCUUGGAGCGGCCAGAAGUGGAUUCCACUGGAAGUGCAGGUGUUUGUGUGCAUUUGGUAAGCUUUCCUGCCAGGACAAAGAGAUCUUCUAUUAAAAUCCAGCCAGCAGCCCUGUGUGACAGUGAUUCCGAUAGCUUAGGGUAUUGCGCAUUGGACAGCAUUACAGACUGCAGCUCCCCUGAAAAUGCAAGCAAAAAGGAAAACCUAACCGACAAAUUAUUACAAAGUGACAAGCCCAAAGGGAAGGACAAAGCACCUCAGGCCAAAGAGGAUAUACUGAACCAGCGCCCAGAGCAGGACAAAAUGUCCAUCGCAUCCACUAUGGAAAACCCUGAUGUCAAUAAAGUGAUAUUUGGCUUACUGAAGGAAAUUUCUGGCAAUUCACACAUCUUUAAAAUCAUGAAGGCUGUUCUACUACCAUUUAUGCCUUUGAUAAAGAAGAAAGUGAACACGUUUUUGAAAAUGAUGACCCCUUCAGAAGCUCAAAUAGCUGUGCACAUCGACAACCUCUGUAAGGUCUUAUGGACAGAGGGGAGUGAGUCCCUGGAACCCCCUAAAAGAAGUGAGGAGGAGAUAGAGACAAAGGGCAAAGCUAUGCAUCUCAUUGUUUCCAAACUUGCAGGCUAUCCAAUCCUCAACAAAGCAGAUUUGGAGAACAUGUUUAAGAUUUUCCAGGAGCCAGAAGAAAACAAGAAGCUGAUUUAUAUGUUGCUUGUAUAUCUGCUAAGGGAGUUCCUGCCUGGAGAAUCAUUCCCAGUGAUGUCCAAGCUGAAUGUGAAGGACUCUGUUUAAUAUUAGUAGACACUUGCAAGUGUUGAAUGUGUAUUAUGUAAGAUUUUAAUUUAUUUGUAAUAAAUUGAAAGGUAUUGAACUGAAUCAAGUACUGUUAAAAGCCAGUUAAGGUAUGCUGGCCAUCUCCUUUAUUAGAAGCACUUAUUUAUUAGAAUAGCCUUGUAUACAUCCAAGUAGAGACUAAAGCAUCUGUUUCCAUACACAGUUUGUAUUACCUGUCAUCCGGGUAGAGGGAGGCUGACAAGCUUUUGCUCAAUAAAAUAUUUUGAGUAUAAA